CCGCACUUAUCGUUAUACUAUAAUACUCGUCGGUUGUUGUACUACCUACUACGCACGGCAUUUGUGGUGACUUGCGUUCUGUUGUAAAUCAAAGUAGUGAAGGUAACGCCUAUUACAUACAAUGCUGCUGCGUCGUUUACGGGGGCUGCAGUUGCUCAACAUUGCGGCAUUCGCUUUGCCAGUGUUCCUAACUCCGGCAGUUCUUGCGACAACUUGUAAAGUCACGGCCUCUUGUUCAACAGAUACUUGUUCCGCAGAUAAGAUCAUGGAGGGUACAUUAGUGAACCCCGAGAGUCCGAAGGAGGCGAGCUCCAUUUACGACUUCCAAGCUAGAGACAUCAACGGCGAAAUCGUCUCUCUAGAGAAGUACAAGGGUCACGUCUGCAUCAUCGUCAAUGUCGCAUCGCAGUGCGGUCUGACGAAGAACAACUAUGCUGAACUGGUGGAACUCGACGAGCAGUACGGAGAAUCAAAAGGAUUGAAGAUCCUGGGCUUCCCUUGCAACCAGUUCGGUGGUCAAGAGCCGGGCAGCAGCUCUGAUAUCUGCAGCUUCGUCGCGAAGAAGAACGUCAAGUUCGAUAUGUUCGAGAAGAUCGACGUUAACGGCGACAACGUGCAUCCGCUGUACGUGUACUUGAAGCACAAGCAGGGCGGCGUCCUUGGCGACUUCAUCAAGUGGAACUUCACCAAGUUCAUCAUCGACAAGAACGGACAACCGGUGGAGAGGCACGGCCCCACGACCAGCCCCAAGGAUCUGGUCAAAUCGUUGGAGAAGUACUUCUGAGUCUUCUCCUUUCUCUGCACAUAUUCGCUUUGCUAGGUCUAUCAACGUGUUGUAUAGCUAAAUUGUUAAUUACACUAAUCCCUUGUUACAAUUUAAAACAUAUAUAGUGAGACAGAAA
Messenger RNA from Nicrophorus vespilloides, 902 nucleotides. RefSeq names its product glutathione peroxidase 1-like. Gene Ontology annotation, molecular function: glutathione peroxidase activity. Lineage: Eukaryota; Metazoa; Arthropoda; Insecta; Coleoptera; Silphidae. The record is from RefSeq and is a predicted model, not a curated record. The transcript has a single exon. Bases 122 to 784 code for a protein of 220 amino acids. Gene Ontology annotation, biological process: response to oxidative stress.